Molecule: messenger RNA, 2309 nt
Organism: Hemibagrus wyckioides
Lineage: Eukaryota; Metazoa; Chordata; Actinopteri; Siluriformes; Bagridae
Gene: tango2
Product: transport and golgi organization 2 homolog (Drosophila)
Exons: 7
Coding region: 949-1620 (223 amino acids)
Biological process (GO): Golgi organization; protein secretion
Cellular component (GO): Golgi apparatus
Source: RefSeq, a predicted model, not a curated record
GUCCACGACAUACAUGCAUUAACACACGAGUAAAUGAUGAAUUCACAAUUUAUGAAUAGGUGACUGGAUCCUAAUCAACUAAGCAUAGAUCUAAGCGUAGAUAGCUUACAUCGAAAAGUAUUUAAUAACGUAUUAAAUAAUAUUAAUAAAGUAUAAUAAUAAUAAAAAAAUCCUCCUGAAUGAAUUUCACAGCUCUACACAGCGUCCCAGUCCUGCAGUGUCCACCCCCCCCACCCCCCUCUAACACUAGAGCUUGUAACAUCAUAAAAUAAGCGUGGAGCUGAAUUAAAAAUCAAACGCACUCUUAUUGUGUCCUCUCACUCAGGUAUGAGCCGCUUCAUCCGCUCGUUUCCAUGUGAACCAGCUUCCUUCACGGAGGAGCUGUGCGCACUUCAUUAUUCGUGUUCUCUCAGUGACGCCUGUUGCAGGAGAAAAGCAGCUGUACGAAAAGACAAAAGGAGGUCUUUGAAGCCAGAUUUUAAGGGAAAAUCAUCUCAGCGGUUGAGCUUGGCUUCAUACACAAGUCUGAAAUGUAGAGAAUAUAUAAUAGGGAAUGUUAACCAGAUUGCACAAGGAGGCGUGUCUUAAAAACGGCGUCUUUCAUAGAUGUUUAUCAUAGCGUGGAGCUCAGACUCCGAGUCAGUGAGGAAACCGGCUCUGCCUCCGGGCUGUGAGGGAGGUCUGGGGUGUGUUGUUGUUCACUGGCCUCUGUUUGUGCUUCUAAUCACGGGGUCAGUGACCGACAAGGGCCUUUAAUUGAUGGGUGCUUUUAUGCGAGGUGACGGAAAUGAAGUGCGGCGCAGGGGAGGGGGAAGUGGGGUGUGUGUGUGUUAUCUGCUGCAGGAGGGACAACGGGAUGAAUGUUGAUGCAGAGCGACGCAGGACACGGAGCCCACGGGAUUCUCAGGCGACGUGACCGGCUUCAAGAAACCGAUCUAACGUUUGGAUAUGGAGGAAGGGAAGGAAGGCGGGACCUGGCUGGGAAUCAGUAAACGAGGAAAACUAGCAGCUCUGACCAAUUACCUGGAACACAAGAACAACCCGGAUGCCCUGGGGAGAGGGUUUUUGCUGUCGAAUUACUUGACGGAGAACGUGGAAAGCUUCUCGUACCUGCGCAAGGUGGCGUCUGAGGGUCAGCUGUACAACGGCUUCAACCUCCUCACCGCUGAAUUCAGAGCCAGUGAGGACACGAUGUGUUACUAUGGAAACAGGGGCAGUCCGGAACCUGUGCGCCUCAAAGCGGCAGGAAUCUAUGGUCUCAGUAACUCUCUGUUAGACACUCCCUGGAGGAAGAUGCAGCACGGUAAACAGCGCUUCAGCAGCGUGGUGGAUAAAACACUGCCCCCUGAAGGCCUGGUGCAGGAGCUGCUACAAGUCCUCAACGAUGAGGAACUAAACACACCUGACCCCAUGCAGGAGAGUCAGGGUGAAGGCUACCACAAGGACUGGCUUAGAGCUCUGUCUGCUGUGUGUGUGCGUGCUCCGGGUUACGGCACCAGGACCAACACCAUCAUCCUGAUCGACAGCGAGGAUAACGUCAGCUUCACCGAGCGCACCAUGCUGAACUGUGAUGUCACCCAGUGGAGCACACGAUCCUUCCAGUUCAAGCUGCAGGAAUGAGCGUGCCUCGCCUCAACUCACCUCACCUCGCCUCGUCCCUCCUCGUCCGCUGCCACUCGUGCCUUCCUUCACUUCCAUUUUACUCUCUGACUUUUCCUACUCCAGCUGAAGGGAGGGGUUUUUAACUGCAGUUUUCUUCCAGCGAGCAUCUGGGUGUAGUUUGGUGAUUCUGAAUCUGAGGCACCGUCGCACCUGACCCUGAACCUCACGUCUGUGGUAGUGUUGAAGUUGCACUGAAUGUCAUUUUUGGCCAUGUUUUAAUAGAACUACUAUUUAUCAGUAGUGACGUGAGGCUUGUGUAGUGAAGGCUUUCUGCCAAAGAAACCAGACUUUUUCUUGUUAAUGAGGAGUUUAGUUUCUUUAGUAACCUGCUGAACAUGACAGUCUAGAAAUAGUUCAGCUCAGCUCUAGCACAACUCAGGAACUGCACAUCAUGUACGGAGCGCCGAUCACCACAAUAAACUCUCUUCACCUUCCAUUACUCAGAAACUGUGUGUUGGACAUGGCAGGGAUUGACUCUUCCCUGGAGGUUUAGCAUCAUUUGUAUUAAUCUGACUUUUGCUAGGUAGUUACAGGAUGUUUGUAUUUAGGCACACCUCUGUACUAGGCAUCAUUUCAUGCCAAAAAAAAAUCUACUCACACAACAUGCACUAAUCCCCAAAAAUAAAUAAACAUUUCCUACACAUAAA